Molecule: messenger RNA, 1029 nt
Organism: Epinephelus moara (kelp grouper)
Lineage: Eukaryota; Metazoa; Chordata; Actinopteri; Perciformes; Serranidae
Product: pepsin A-like
Exons: 7
Coding region: 1-1029 (342 amino acids)
Biological process (GO): proteolysis
Molecular function (GO): aspartic-type endopeptidase activity
Source: RefSeq, a predicted model, not a curated record
AUGAUCCUGAAAUGUCUCCGGUAUACAGACAGAGACCGCAUCCUCAAAGAAGCCAGGGAUAAUCCAGCUGAAGUCGAAGGGCACACCAUCCGUUUCACCGCGGACUACAGCGAUUACACUUCGAAACUGAGACGCCCCUGCUACCCUGUCAUGCAUCGGGCUCAAUAUCUGGGCUAUCAGGUGUUCUUGCUCUCCCCAGCUGUCAUCAAAUUCAUUUGUGACAACCAUGACAAGUUUAACCCCGGCCUAAGCAGUACCUACAGGCAAAACGGCGCUUCUCUCAGGAUCCAAUACGGCACCGGCAGCAUGAUUGGUUUCCUUGGAUACGACACUGUGACGGUGGGUGGGUUCGCUGUGCAGAACCAGAUCUUCGGUUUGAGCACAAGUGAGGCUCCCUUCAUGCAGUACAUGCGUGCUGAUGGUAUCCUGGGCUUGGCAUACCCACGCCUGUCUGCUUCCGGUGCUACACCUGUCUUCGACAACAUGAUGAAGCAGGGCCUGGUCAGCCAGGACCUGUUCUCUGUGUACCUGAGCUCUAACGGUAACAGCGGCAGUGUGGUGACCUUUGGAGGAAUUGACCCCAACCACUACUCUGGCUCCAUCUCCUGGAUCCCCCUCUCUAGUGAGCUGUACUGGCAGAUCACAGUGGACAGUGUUACCGUCAAUGGCCAGGUUGUUGCUUGCAAUGGCGGUUGCCAGGCUAUUGUGGACACUGGCACUUCUCUGAUUGUUGGACCUCAGAGCAGCAUCAGCAACAUCAACCAAGUGGUGGGAGCUUACAGCCAGAACGGAAACGAUAUGGUCAGCUGUAACAACAUUGGCCAAAUGCCUGAUGUGACCUUCCACAUCCAGGGACAGGAAUUCACCCUUCCAAGCUCUGCCUACAUUCGUCAGACUCCCUAUGGCUGCCAUAGUGGCUUUGGCAAUGGAGGAAGCAGCCUGUGGAUCCUGGGUGAUGUCUUCAUCAGACAGUACUUCUCCAUCUUUGACAGAGGCCAGAAUAGGGUGGGUCUGGCCAAGGCUGCAUAA